AUGAUCUCUGCCUCUACUUUGGCAGCCCUUCUGGCUUUGGGCCAUGGUGUUCUCGGACAGCAGGCUGGCACCUCGACUGCUGAGAACCACCCUCCGAUGAGCUACCAAAAGUGCACCUCUGGAGGGCAAUGCACCACCGUCAACACCAACAUUGUUCUCGAUGCCAACUGGCGCUGGUUGCACACAACCAGCGGGUACACCAACUGCUACACUGGCAACAAGUUUGACGCCAGUCUGUGCCCGAACAACGUGCAAUGUGCCGCCAACUGCGCUCUUGACGGAGCAGCCAGCGGCAACUCUGUUAGCUUGAAGCUCAAGCAGGGUAACAACGUUGGAUCUCGUGUCUAUCUGAUUAACGGCAACAAGUACGAGUUGUUCAAGCUGAAGAACCAGGAGUUCACCUUUGAUGUUGAUGUUUCGGGUCUUGGCUGUGGUAUCAACGGUGCCUUGUACUUUGUCAAGAUGGACGCCGACGGUGGUCUUGCCAAGUACCCAACCAACAAGGCUGGAGCCGCUUACGGAACAGGAUACUGUGAUGCUCAAUGCCCCAGAGAUCUCAAGUUCAUUGCCGGCAAGGUGAGAAGAUAUUCAUCGACUCCCUCUGAGAAACACGCUAACGCUAUGUCANNGGCAAACGUUGAGGGAUGGACUCCAUCAAGCGGAGACCCCAACUCUGGAAUCGGAAACACUGGCUCAUGCUGUGCUGAGAUGGACAUCUGGGAGGCUGUAAGAAACGUGAUAUCAUCCUUGGCCGAACAUUUUACUGACCAACUUCGAUCANNGAACUCGAUCUCCACCGCUCUUACCCCUCACCCUUGCUCGACCAACGGCCCUUGCACUGGCAACACCACUUGCGGUACUGGCGAGUCUCGCUACGACGGCUACUGCGACAAGGACGGCUGUGAUCUUAACCCUUACAGAUGGGGAGCAACAAACUUCUUCGGUCCUGGCAAGACUGUUGACUCCACCAAGCCUAUGACUGUUGUCACUCAGUUCAUCACUGCGGACAACACCGCUACCGGCACUCUCAGUGCCAUCCGCCGCCUUUACGUUCAGAACGGCAAAGUCAUCCAGGAGGCCAACACCAACGUUGCUGGUAUUACCCAGACCAACCAGAUCACCGACAGCUUCUGCAAGCAACAGAAGGCCGUUACAGGUGACCCUGACUCAUUCUCCCAGAAGGGCGGUCUUACUGGCUUCGGCAAGGACCUCGAUACUGGCAUGGCUCUUGUCUUUAGUGUUUGGGACGACUAUGAUGCCAACAUGCUCUGGCUAGACUCUACCUACCCCGUUGGCUCCAACAAGGUCGGGGCUGCUCGUGGUACUUGCGCUAGCACUUCUGGCAAGCCCAAGGAUGUUGAGUCUCAACAGGGCAACGCUGCUGUCAAGUUCAGCAACGUCAAGUUUGGUGCCAUUGGCUCUACCUACAAGGCUCAGUAA
This is a messenger RNA of Aureobasidium uvarum, 1440 nucleotides long. Lineage: Eukaryota; Fungi; Ascomycota; Dothideomycetes; Dothideales; Saccotheciaceae. The record is from the annotation of a GenBank genome assembly.